This is a messenger RNA of Tuber aestivum (summer truffle), 950 nucleotides long. NCBI's taxonomy places the organism in Eukaryota, Fungi, Ascomycota, Pezizomycetes, Pezizales, Tuberaceae. The record is from the annotation of a GenBank genome assembly.
GUUGGUAAUCACCGCGGUCUUGGUCUUGCUAGUGUUCCGGAGCGUCUCCGUAUUGUCGAGGAGGAUCUCCGUACAGUCAAGGCCACGGUCGCCACCAGCGGGGAGCAGAUCGCCGAGCUGAAAGCUGAGGUUAGCGAGCUGAAGGAUCAUGUAUCCAUAUUGAAGCUUGCGGGGCCUGAUUAUAAAAGGGUUCGGAAUCGAUUUCUCUCCAUCUAUAAACGAGAUAUAAUGAAAGAGACCCUCAAGCCGUGGGACUGGAAUUUCAUUCAAGAGGGCAAUGUCGUGGCACAUUCGGGAGAUGCUGCCAUUGAUGCCAUGUUGUAUGAUGGCGCAGGGGGACGACAAGAUUGGUACGUAUUUGAGGAACUUUACGGACUACACCCCUCCGCGGUGCAGAAAAUCAGUAAGUCAUCUUCGCUACCUGAUCAACUUAAGUGCCAGCAUUAAAGCUAACCUCUCCAGCCCACAAGGAAACAAUCGAGAUAUUGAAUCGCCACGCCACGGUCAAAGCGAACGAUCAACCCGGGGCAGAUGAAUUCUACCGAAGAUUUGCCGUCUUCGUGGCGGCAUUCAGAAGGGAGGACCCCUGGUGCAACUAUUUACAGUACGGUCACCUAAAUCCAACCUGCGCCGCGUACUGGUCCCUACUCGAGCUUCAAAUAUGAUUAUCAAGGUAAUGUCACAACCAGAGGCAUUCCACAGACGAGAGACUAAUAAAUACUUUAGUGGAUCUACAAAGGAAGGAUGUGUAUUCUGCCGGUGGUGUGGUGGGGUGGUGGGUAAGCGGGGUGGUGGGUGUGUUGGAGAGGGGAGGGACUCCUUUGCUCUUUUAGUACUCUCUUUUCUCUUUCUUCGCUCUUUUCGCCCUUUUUGUUGCACGGGUUUUGUCGCGUCUAUCAGAGCAGUUUAGCUAGACUAUUUUAAUUCAAAAUUGUGUUCUUGCGUGUUCC